Messenger RNA from Oryza sativa Japonica Group (Japanese rice), 4159 nucleotides. RefSeq lists its product as uncharacterized. The record is from RefSeq and is a predicted model, not a curated record. NCBI's taxonomy places the organism in Eukaryota, Viridiplantae, Streptophyta, Magnoliopsida, Poales, Poaceae.
UUAAACGUUGGAUACGGAAAUUCAGAGUUUGUCUUUUUUUUUUUUGGACGGAGGGAGUACACUUGUGAGUAGCAUUAAUUGUUUUAUUUUUCUUGUUUUAUUUCAUCUUUAAAUCUUUUUAGUGGAGAGUCCCUUGAUCAUAGAAUGCUUCUAGCUAAGUACCCAUUUGGCCAUUUCCAUAGGGAUUCUCUCCCUAUUUUUACAUACAGAGGAUUAGAGGAAGGCAUAUAAAUAGAGAGGUAUGGAGUACAAAAUAUAGACACAUGACUGAAGUAGAAAAUAAUAAUUUUGGGGUCAGAUUUUUACACUUGGUACUCUUAACAAUUUAAGUUAAAGGCGACGCUGAAAAAUAGAAAGCGAUGAAAAAGAAUUCUAAAUUUGGCAAUUUAGAUCCUCUACAGUACUGCUCAGUGACAUAUGGGCCUGAGGAUCUAUGGACCCGCAUAUCAGUGAGACCUUCACUCCAAAUUUGGUGGUGUCUUAUAAGCAAAUGAGUUGGUAAGUACCCACCAUUCAUUCUUUUUUUGGUAUUGUUUUAUAAUGUUGCAAUGUAACACUUGAAAUCUUUAACACACUAAUAUAUUAAAUUGUUAAAAUUUGAUAUGUAAAAAUGGCAUAAUAGAUUUGUCAUAAAAAAAACUUCCAUGCAAUUAAUAAUAUUAUAAAAUAUAAUUAUUAAAAGUAAUGGUACAUAUAUGUAUUAUAUUGGAGAGAUUGUCAAUGUAAUAAACGAUGAGUAACUACAAAAUGGAGGGGAUAUGUGGACACUCCAUGCAUUAAAUUUUCAAGUUAUUGGCUUAAAUGAGAAAUCUCUUGCAGUUGGCUAAAUAAAACAGUAUUGUCGCUUUUUAGAUACUAAAAGCGAGUCUAGAGGAAAGUGAGCUGGGCAUAUCUAUAAACAAUAUAUGCAACAAUUCCAAUAAGUGGGUUAGUGUGUGAAGCACUAGUCCUUCCAUGCAGUCAACCUUUCAAAAUUUUUUAUUACUCAUAUUUAUUUAUAGAAAUACCUGAAUUUAUCCAUGUGGAUGAACAGCAUAUAUAUAAUAAUCUGUAAAAGCGUUCCCAUGUCAUUGUGUGUUCAACAACUUUUUUUAACAUAUAAUAUAACUAGAAAACAUUUGUGGCCAACGGUGUGUAUUAGACUGUGCCAACGUCACUACUAUAGAAAUGGUCUUCGGAAUCGGUGGCAGGUAAUGGAGUUGAUGGGCCAUUUGUUGUACUGGCUGAAGGAGCUCUAGAGCGGUGAUGGGCCAGUUGUGGCUUAUAUAUAGGUGCAGCUGUGCUUUAGGCCCAAAUGCUAGUGGCUAGCGCAUGUAAAUGGGCGAAGUCUAAAGACCGAAGAGGUCAUCAUGAGUCUUCACCCAUUUUAUCUGAACAGCUCCAUUGGGGGUAUUUCCCGGUGGGUAAAUUUCUUGAUUUUCUCAUUCAUUGGACUUUUGGAUCUGAGAUGUAUGUGGAUAUCCAGGUAUACAUACAUCUCAGAUUGAACAGUGCCUACAUGAUACAUCUCCCUGUAUUAUCUAGCGGUUAUAGCAUCAUUAAUCCAGAUUUAGCAAAUGAGUAGUAUAACUUAUGUUAUUGACAAGAUUGACAACUUUGUAGUUGUCACUGUUUUUAUUUGAGAGCAUUUCUGCACCCGGAAAAACAUGUAUUGGACUGGACUUCAUUUUUGGAGCUCUCUGGAUUCAUGCAAACUUGAUUCUUCAUUGUUUCUCUUUGGGAGUCCUAGAAUGCAUCCAUCCCACGUGAAGGAAGUAUAAGAAGCAAUUAAACAAGAUUCUAUUAAUAAAUUGUGCAAUGUUUCAGUAAACAAGUUACAUCCUCCUUCUCCCCAGACAUUUCAGGUACAUGAAAGACAAAAACACAUCAACAUCGAGAAUAUGAAGAUGUAUGAUUUUGAAAUAUGGAAGCCAGAGAACUCUGCUAAGGUCCCGAAGAACAGCAUUCUGAGAAAGCAUACAAAGCGCUCCUCUUUCACUGUCAGCAUCAACAAGGAGAAAUGCAGCAAUCUGAAAGGGUCAGAAGCCAUAGAGCUAAGCCACAAGUUGGGGAAGCAUGUUACAUUCUCAGGGGUGGAUGACAUACAUAUUAGAAACAAGCUAAGUUCCACGUUACCCCAACUGCAAAACCACUGCAAUGUGUACUCAGACAAGUCUAAUGAAGCUGACAGAUUAGUAUCUGCAAAAAUUAGUUCUCAUGAGAACAAGGAAGCCUCAGGUAGGGAUAUAUACGACAGAUGGACUUCUGAAUCAAGUGGUGCAAAGGACCCAAUUAACUUGAUUGAUCUGAAUCGCACGCUCCCAUGUAUUCCCGAUUUUAAUGGCGCAUUCAUUUCUGGUUCAGAGGUGCCUGAUCUUGAGCAUACGGAGAAUGCAACUUCUGAUCUCCAAAUACCUGGUGAUGUAAGAGAAGAAGCUGUUCUUAAGCACAAUCAAGACCUCCAUUCCAAAUCACCGCGAUCGCAGUGUGAACUUAACAGUUGUGAUCUUGGGAGAAUCAUUAACUUAAGAUCAAUAGCCUCACUGUUGCCUGAUGAAGCAAUUAACAUUUCUGACAGAGGAAUGAUUGGUCAUCCAUUGAACUCAACAGAAGUUAAUAAGUUUUAUGCUGAUUAUGAGAGAAGUUCAGUAAGAGAUGAUACUAUGGAAGGAAAGGCUCCUUACAUAUUGCCUCAGCAUACAGUUCAGUACACAAGUCAGUUUACGGAGAAUUGGUACACCAAUAUGAAUUUGGGCAACUUUCAUCAUGCUGGAAGAGAAUUUUCUUCUUGUCCAUGUGAAAACCAGCUGAAUUCUGAGAAACCCAUGUUACAUUCUGAAAUCAAUGUGCAACAUGAGCAUGCAGUUAUGUCACAACGUACCAUGCGUCUGAUGGGAAAAGAUCUUACAGUUUCCACAACAGGUGGCAAAUGCAUUGGUGAGACAGCAAAGGUGCAUGUGAACUCCUCUGUCAGCUGCCAUCAUACUACUAAUAUUUUCUUAGAGUUGCCACGACAAGGUCACCCGUUUCUGUCACUGCAAUCCCGAAGUUUUUCCAAUAUACAGGUAGAUGCCCCAAGCACAAGCCAUGAUUAUGUUGGAUACAAAAUGCAUAAUUUAAAGCGUCGUUUUCCGGAAGCUGAUGUUUUCUCUGGGAAUGGAAUCGAAUGCGAAGAUAGGUUGAGGGACUUUUCAUAUUUGCACUGUGGCCAAAAUGCGCUUGCUGGAUUUUCACCUCAAGGAGGAAAAUACAACACAAGAUCUGAUCAAAACUCACUGUCUGCUACAACAUUCUUGCCUACCUUCAUACCACAUGCCAAGCAGUCAGCAGUUUACCGUGCCAAUUCAACUUGGAAACAUAAUCCCUAUCCUGCAAACUUACUAGUUCAUCCUCCUGAUGGUACAAAUUUUAGAAAGGAUCAAAACCAGAUAAUCAGAGGAGUUGCAGAGAUCCCAAGUUCUGUAAACACCAUGUCAAGAGAUACUGUUUGGAAGACGAGAAAAAUAGACGUCGACAAUUCUAACAUUUCUUCUGGUGUCAGGUAUAUUUCAAGGUCUGGUCCGGUGAAGCUCCGCCCCGGGGCGAAGCAUGUUUUGGAGCCGAGACAAGACACAGAUGAUGGCAAUUAUCCACCUAUGUAUUCAUGUGUACCGUUUUUCGUUAUAAGAAGGGGUGGAAAUAUUUUGUCUGGUCAGACUAAAAGUCAUAGAAAGGUCUAAUUUGUAGCCCAUCAGAUGAAUCAUUCGGAUUAUAUUUUGUCCCAAUCAAUGGUUAUGGCUCAAACUUUUCUCAAGUUGAUGAACAGUGUGCAGCUAGUUCUGGUCUUCUUUGACCCAUAGUUUGCUGUACUAGAGCCCUGUGAAAAGAGGACUCAAUUGAUUUGGGAGGUUCUUACUUUUGCGUCGACGCAUCAAGCAUUACAUCCAUCAAGUUUACUUCAACAGAAUCCUGGUGGCAAGUUACCAUUUCCAUAAUUUUGCAGCUUGCCUGAUGCCCUGAUGACCCUGCACCUGCUAUCCUCUGUGCCUCUCUGGCUAUAUCCUCCUCUGAACUGGAGGUUUUUGUGUUGAAUUAUUUAGGUUCAGAGAUUUAGAAACAUUUAUGGAUUGGGAUAGCUUUGGCAUAAUACAAUUUUUGUGUAGUCAUUUCAUGGACUGAUUGAUGAGUGCAUUGUCAUCUA